Molecule: messenger RNA, 747 nt
Organism: Alnus glutinosa
Lineage: Eukaryota; Viridiplantae; Streptophyta; Magnoliopsida; Fagales; Betulaceae
Product: large ribosomal subunit protein eL22y
Exons: 3
Coding region: 172-546 (124 amino acids)
Biological process (GO): cytoplasmic translation
Cellular component (GO): ribosome
Molecular function (GO): RNA binding; structural constituent of ribosome
Source: RefSeq, a predicted model, not a curated record
UAUUUUAGUCUAAAGUUGCAAAUAGUUAAAAAUGCUCUAAGGUACCCAAAAAAACCCAUUUAGCAAAGCAGUCCUUAAAAGCCAAAACCCUAGCCUCCACCACUCUCUCGCGUUCUAUUCCCUUUUCUCUCGCCGCGCAGCUCCAACCUUGUCACACGAGAAUAAUCAGAAAUGAGUCGAGGGAGUGCACCAGGUCCCAAGGGGAAGAAGAAGGGAGUGACAUUUACCAUCGACUGUGCAAAGCCAGUGGAGGAUAAGAUCAUGGACAUUGCAUCUCUGGAGAAGUUUCUCCAGGACAGGAUCAAGGUUGGAGGCAAGGCUGGUGCUCUUGGUGACAUUGUUGCUGUCACCCGUGAGAAGAACAAGAUCACUGUUACUUCUGAUAGUAACUUCUCGAAGCGGUAUCUGAAGUACCUGACCAAAAAGUACCUGAAGAAACACAAUGUGCGGGAUUGGCUCCGUGUGAUAGCUUCCAACAAAGAUAGAAAUGUCUAUGAACUUAGGUACUUCAACAUUGCCGAGAACGAAGGAGAGGAGGAAGACUGAUAAGUUUAAAUCAGAUUAGUUGUUAAGAACUUCAUUUACCUUGUUCUGAUUUGGAGCUUUCCUUUUUUGUUUGCUGUCUUGCCUCUGUGAUGCUGCUUCUUGUUUAAACUGAUGCUUUUAACAAUUUUGUUUCUUAAAUUAGAGAUCUUGAAUUAUUCCAACUGUUGGAUUGGUAAUAUAGAAGGUCUUAUUCGUGGGUGA